AUGGAGGCACAACUCGAUAAGCUACGCGCAUUGAAUGCGAGCGAGGCGCCAGCAGAGGCCGUGGCGCCGGAACUGGCCGCAUUGCAAUCGCUCAGCACGCAACUCAGUGAGCUGAGCAUCUCGAAGAAGAACAAGGGCAAGAUCACACUCAAGACACCGAAAGGCACACGCGACUGGGAGCCGCUAGCCAUGGCGCUUCGGAAGCAUGUGUUUGCGACCAUUGAGCGCGUAUUCACGACGCACGGUGCUGUGACGAUCGACACGCCGGUGUUUGAGCUGAAAGAGAUUCUUGCUGGAAAGUACGGCGAGGACAGCAAACUGAUCUAUGAUCUGCAAGACCAGGGCGGUGAACUGUGCAGUCUGCGGUACGAUCUAACGGUUCCGUUCGCACGUUUCGUGGCGAUGAACCCUACCGAGUACGGCAACAUCAAACGCUACCAUAUUGCGAAGGUGUACCGGCGGGACCAGCCGGCCAUGACCAAGGGCCGGUUUCGCGAGUUCUAUCAGUGUGAUUUUGAUAUUGCUGGCUCGUACGACGCGAUGGUCCCAGAUGCUGAGUGCUUGUGUGUGUUGGUCGAGACACUGGACGCAUUGGACAUUGGCAGCUUCACAGUCAAGGUGAAUCACCGCAAGAUUCUUGAUGCCAUCUUUGCUGUGUGCGGUGUGCCUGAAGACAAGAUUCGCACGAUCUCCAGUGCUGUGGAUAAACUCGACAAGAGUCCAUGGGCCGAUGUGAAGCAUGAAAUGGUCGAAGAAAAGGGUCUUGAAGAAAGUGUCGCCGACCAAAUUGGCACCUAUGUUCAGCAGCGUGGUGGUCGUGAGCUGAUUGCUAAGCUGCAAGGCGAUGCCGUCUUGACGCAGAAUGAGCGAGCUGUCGAAGGCCUGGCCGAGAUGGAACUUCUCUACCAGUAUCUAGACGUGUACGGCGUGACGGACCGCCUGUCAUUUGAUUUGAGUCUCGCACGAGGCCUUGACUACUACACGGGUGUGAUCUACGAGGCUGUGACCGCCCUCAGUGCCCCACCCAGCAUGACUGCCGCAUCAUCGGACAACAAGGAUGGGAGUGAGAAAACGAAGAAAAAGAACGUGGCCGCAGAGAACGGCGAGUUGGACGAAAGCACGGUCGGUGUGGGCUCUAUUGCUGCCGGUGGUCGCUAUGACCACCUCGUUGGCAUGUUUAGCGGCUCGAAGCGACCCGACGCCGUGCCGUGUGUCGGUGUCUCGAUCGGCGUCGAGCGAGUCUUUUCGAUUUUAAUGCAGCGCAUCCAAGAAAUGCAGGCUCGUGGUGAGCGUUCAUCUGUCCGUCAAAAAGAGGUCGAAGCGUUUGUACUGAGCAUGGGAGACGGCCUUCUGCUGGAGCGCAUGCGGGUUUGCAAGAUGCUAUGGGACGCAGGUAUCAAGGCGGAGUUCCUUCCAAAGAAGAAGCCCAAGUUGCAGCAGCAGUUUGCUGUUGUGGAUAAAGAGCAGAUUCCUUUUGCUGUCUUGCUCGCUCCUGGCGAAUGGGCAAACGGCACUGUGCGAGUCAAGCAGCAGAUCGGCAAGGGCGAGGCUGGCGAUGACAAAGGCACCGAAGUGCCUCUAACCGAACUCGCUUCGUUCAUUCGCAGCAAGCUAGCCACAUCUGCGUAG
This is a messenger RNA of Malassezia globosa CBS 7966, 1629 nucleotides long. RefSeq lists its product as uncharacterized. Gene Ontology annotation, biological process: mitochondrial translation; histidyl-tRNA aminoacylation. NCBI's taxonomy places the organism in Eukaryota, Fungi, Basidiomycota, Malasseziomycetes, Malasseziales, Malasseziaceae. The record is from RefSeq and is a predicted model, not a curated record. Bases 1 to 1629 code for a protein of 542 amino acids. Gene Ontology annotation, molecular function: histidine-tRNA ligase activity; RNA binding. Gene Ontology annotation, cellular component: cytoplasm; mitochondrion; cytosol. The transcript has a single exon.